AUGUUGAAUACAGUACUCAUUGCUGCUCUCGCAGUUUUUGCAAGAGCUCAGCCAGUAAUCGACCCUGGCUCGAUUGCAGCAUCCCACCAAAGCUUAGCCAGUUGCAUGGACUCGCUCCCUUCAACAAACAAAACAGUUCUCAACAUUUUCAAGGGCCGCUGUCUGUCUGCUCGUGUCAACGACGACAACGUGCUAGAAGCAUGUUGCUGCACAGCUUUUGUUGGCGAAUUUGGAGAGCAGAAGCUUAUGUGGGGAAGCAACUCUUCAGAACCGAGCCUGUCUGAGCACUUCCAGAUAGGCCAUUGCACAUGCGACCUCCUCCAACUCCAAGAACGAGAACUGGCACCAGAGGCAGUCAAGUGCAAAUGCUUUAGCUAUCAACCUAGCAACAGCAGACUUUUAUUGGGUUGUGGAGAUAUCGAUAAGUCCUCUGAUAGUUACAUGACGCAUUUUUCGGGUCCCCUGCCUUGGGUUACCGCAGACGGGUCUAUGGACUGCGCCAUGUCAAAGGCCUAUAUCCACAACUUCUUCAAAUACUCCCGCGAGGACAACUGA
Messenger RNA from Colletotrichum siamense, 555 nucleotides. RefSeq lists its product as uncharacterized. NCBI's taxonomy places the organism in Eukaryota, Fungi, Ascomycota, Sordariomycetes, Glomerellales, Glomerellaceae. The transcript has 3 exons. The record is from RefSeq and is a predicted model, not a curated record. Bases 1 to 555 code for a protein of 184 amino acids.